Molecule: messenger RNA, 705 nt
Organism: Bipolaris maydis ATCC 48331
Lineage: Eukaryota; Fungi; Ascomycota; Dothideomycetes; Pleosporales; Pleosporaceae
Source: RefSeq, a predicted model, not a curated record
AUGGGAUACUCAUAUCUCUUCAUUCUCGGCAGCAUCACUGCAACUGGACGAUCCAAAACCCCAGAGUCUAGCAAUGACCUCGAUACUUUUACCUCGUCUUCGAAUGAUAUCUCGAGCACCAUCGCCAGCCCACCCAAGACUACGAUUUCUUCCACUAUAACACCAACUCAAUCUGCAUCAAUGAUCACAACUACAAAAACAGUGCCAUCAACGACCGCGAGUCCAUCAUCCGAAUCAGGGUUUGUUGUCAGUCUUGUGGAGCCACCAUACCGGACAGUUACAGAAAGCGUGACAGGGACAGCGCCAAAAUCUACUACAGCACCAUCGAUACCAAGUCGUGGGCAUCCAGUACCAGCAGCAGCAAUUGUUAGCGCAGUCCUCGGCUCCGUCAUUCUUUGCGCUCUAUUGCUGGCCAUAUUCUUUUUUAUUCGCAAACGUAGACUUACAAAAGUUUACAAAGCGCCAGCAUACCCAUCACCAUUUGUUGGCGGUGACAUGACACCACAACUCUCAAGCAAAGCAUCGUCACAAUUUCAAAAGAAGGUUGCGGAGUUAUACAGAGCUGAUACGAUGGAAACAUGCGAGCCUCCACAACUGGAUAGUCGAGAGAUCGUGCCCCAGUUUCGCCGACGCGAUUCGAUGGGACGAUUUGUAGAACUCCCAGCGGAGCCGCUGCCGUGGCCCGGUCAUUCUGCGGACCGAUAG